Molecule: messenger RNA, 2459 nt
Organism: Daphnia carinata
Lineage: Eukaryota; Metazoa; Arthropoda; Branchiopoda; Diplostraca; Daphniidae
Exons: 10
Coding region: 159-1877 (572 amino acids)
Source: RefSeq, a predicted model, not a curated record
CUAGAUACUCUUCACAUCUGAGUCUGACAACUUGCGUGAUUCUAUGUUUUAGUCCAUUUCCAUGCUCAUCGUUCUAAUGCUUACCUUCUCGUGUUGAUGUCGUUUCAAGGCAGGUAUUAUUGUUUUAUGAAGUGAAGUGUUAUGAUAAUUAGGUAAGCAUGGCUUGUCAGUGUUUCAUCUGUGGGUUUCAACUUCAGCUUGGCAUAUCUUCACAUCUUGGACCAUACCUCUUUCGCAUUCCAUCUUCUGUUCGACCAUGCCUUCUGUUUGUUUGCUCUAUACAUUUUGGCAGUGAGUGCCUAAAACUACGGAACAAUGUCUGGUAUUUAAGAAAAAAUUCCAUUCCUACCCAGUACCUUGGGCCAUACUUCCAUUUUAAAAAGGUUGAGGUUGGAAUUUUUCUUGGAAACAAGCUAGAAAAUUCUAAAUCAAAGAUCAAAGACAAAAUGGAAAAUAACGGAAAAAAAGAGAAUAUUACUUCUACUUGCUCAUCAUCCUGUACUUCCUUGUCCAUGUUUGAUGUUGAUCCUGACAUGCCGAAACUUUUUUUAGAUCAUGGUGAAUGUGGAAGUCCACAGAACCUUACAAGCCGCAGGCGCAAGUUAAAACUUAAUGCAAGCACACAGAUAUGGUCAUAUGAGUGUGUUAGUUUUUCUGAAGACGAAUCUGAUGAUUCGUCGCCUCCACCUUUGCUUCGUUUCCAUGAAGAGGACAAGGAGGCAUUUGCUUCUUAUCUUUCUAAACAAAAUUAUCUUGUGCCAAAAGAUUUAAGUCUUUCUGCUCCCGAGAUUACUGGCCCAAAAGAAAAUGAAGGAUGGGAAGAACAAACAUCUGUUCAUAGUGUUUGUUCUAUGGACCUAUCUCAUAAUUCGCGUUGUUCGACCGGAAUCAAAACGAAAUUGCGUAAGCUCCCUUGGCGGAAAGCUCGUGCCCUUCGGUAUUGCACUUUGGUUAGCGACACUCCUUUUCUAAGUCGACGACGUACUAGGAAGACAAAAUCCAAAAUAUCAUUAAGUUGCAGCGAAAAAUACCGCAAUGACAUACUCAACACGGAAUGUAAAACCAGACGUCAGGUAGAUGAAAUUGAUGGUUUUACAAUUUCGUCAUUUUUUACUAUCGAGGACCUGGACGACUUUUGUGCGCAACAAUUCCAAAUGAACGGAAACAUGAAAAUCACCUCAAAACUUUCCGUAGAAGGUACUGAAACCGAAAUUCACACUCCUUCAUUCUUCCCGACUACACCUGUGUUGCAGCACGCAGUCAAAACCCCGGUGUCGGGCAUUAUUCCUGCUAAAAAAUGUGCUACAUUUGCUGAAUUGUUACCUUUUGCAUCCGAACGAGAAAUAGCGGGGCCUUUUUUAAGUUGUAAUUCCAUGGUCGUAUCGAAGAAGUCCGAAAUUCGUUCUUCGGCUAGAGCGAAAAUUCAUUCAAGGAAGUCUUCUCUCCGAAACCCUGGGCAUUAUCGGCAUUGUACUCCGGCCAGCAAUUUUCUAUGCAUUGGUGUGGCGCCCAUUAUAAAGACCAUACCCAUGAGGUCAUUGCUUAGUGAAAGAAUCAUUGGGGACUUUUCAACUAUUAAAUGUGAAACCCUUCGUCAGAUAGAUGAAAUUGACGGUGUAACAAUUUCAUCAUUUUUCACUUCUGAGGACCUUGAGAAAUUUUGCACUCAGCAAUGCCAAAUCCGCACCGACGAGAAGGUAACUCCAAAUUGUCCAAUAGAAUAUACCGAAGCGGAGAAACAGGAUUGUUCAUCCGUCCUCGAUUCUUCCGUUUGGCCGGACACAGCUGAAAUCAUAGAUUGUGACAUUUGUUCUACUGAAAGAUAUCCUGCUAUCUGUGAGAGUUUACAAUUCGCCGCGCCUAAUGAACGUCGUUAGAUAAUAAUUCCUAUGCCGUCGAUCUAAUAAGUUGCAGUCAGCGAAAAAGAGUUAAUCCAAAUUUCGAGGUGCACAAAAAAAAGAUGCUUUAUUAUGUGGUUGAAAUGAAAGGUGAGAGUUGAAGAAAGAACUGGUCGAAGCUCAGAAAGCCCUGUGCACUAGAAGACGGAGCCGACGAAGUGAAGUAGUAGGAUUGAUAUGUCUGCAAGUAACUGGCACCACCAAAGAACCACGACCCAUGUUCAACAACGCUGAAUAUCCACUAUUUCCAAAUAUCAUUUAAUGGGGUUAAAUUUUUUUAUUGCUUGUAUUGUAGUUUUGUUUGUUUGUUUGCUUGUGUUGUUUUUUUUUUUUUUUUUCGUAUUCAGUCUAAGUUUUUCAUGACUGUUUCCCGUCUAAAUUAAUCUGCUCACAAAGCAUGUUGAGGCAUUUUGGAACUGUUUAAUGUUUUAGGAUGAAAUAUUAGUAGGUUUUUUUAAGGUGUCGAAUGUUUUAUGAGGAUAUCGCUUCUUUUGAAUGUUAGUCUCUCGUUUAUUCCUUUGGCUGCUGAAUAGGUAAUGUCGUUUUUCUGCAUGAUUGUAA